AUGACUACAGGAGAUAUUUUUUCUAGACUAGCACUCGCUCUUGAGGUCCCUCAUGAAGGGCAUGUUGAGCCUUCGAUUCUUGAAAACCCGGAUUUAGAACCAAUGCUGCCAUCAAGGAGAACAUGGGGAUUCUGGUCUUUUUUUGGUUAUUGGGCAGUGCCUAAUAUCACCAUUUGGACGUGGUCUACUGGUAGUGCAAUGCUAGCUUUAGGGUUGAACAUUCAGCACACCAUGGGAGCUUUAACAAUUGGAAACAUAAUUAUUAUCGUCUAUACUUGUUUAAAUUCAACAAUGGGCGCAAAAUACCACAUUGGCUAUACUGUAUGUCAGAGAAUCAUUUUUGGGAUAUAUGGCUCUGGAAUUGGGAUAGUAAUUAGAAUUAUAUUGUCAAUUGUAUUUUAUGGAUCUCAAAGCUGGUUGGGACUAGGAUUGGUUGUCGCUUUUUCGAGUUUUAGUGAGAAUUUUCUAAACAUGAAAAAUACAUUCCCAGAGAGUGUUGCAAUGACUACGAGAGACUUCAUUGGCUUUCUUUGUUUUCAAAUAAUCCAACUAUUCUUCUAUUUCAUGAAGCCAGAAAAAAUGGAUCGAUACGUUAAUGUAUCUUGUCUUUUCGCAGGUAUAUCUUUUGUUGCGAUAUUCGCAACUUGUUUAGCAAAAAAUGGUGGUCCAGGAACAGUUUACUACGAGAAGGUUACUUUAAGCAAGGCAAAAACUGGCUGGAUGUGGCUUUACUCGAUGACUAUCUGGUAUGGUGCCUUAUCUCCAGAUGUCACAAAUCAGAGCGAUUUUUCAAGAUUCGCUUCGUCGAAGAAAAAAAUGUACCUAGGAAUUGUUGUCUCUGUUUUAACAAGUGGCACGUUGGUUCCACUUUUUGGGCUCAUAUGUGCAUCAGCUACCAAGGAUCUCUAUGGGAGUGAGUUAUGGUUACCAACCGACAUUGUGUUACGCUGGCUCGAUGAAAAUUACUCAUCAGGACUAAGAGCAGCGGCUUUUUUUCUUGGUCUUGCAUUUGCAUCUUCACAGCUCACCUUCAAUGUUUUAGCUAAUGGAUUUGCAGGUGGAAUGGAUUUAUCAGGAAUAAGCCCGAAGUAUAUUAAUAUUCGUAGAGGUGCUAUUAUAACUGCAUUGCUCUCAUGGGUUGUGCAGCCAUGGAAGUUCUAUAAUACCUCGUCUGUUUUCAUAAGCGUCAUGAGCUCUUUUGGAGUUAUUGUGACCCCUAUCAUUUCAAUAUUGAUUGCAGACUUCAGUGUUAUUAGAAGAUCGGUUAUACCGUUGCAAGAUCUAUAUAGCACAUCUCCUUCGGGAACAUUCUAUUUCACAAAAGGUUUUAAUUUUAGGGCGAUCUCGGUCUGGCUAGCAGGAGUAGUUCCAGGCAUCCCGGCCCUAAUUGCAAGUGUUCAAAACACCAAUAUUCCUGUUGGUUUGAGUAACUUUUUCUAUGGAAACAUUGUAUUCGCUUUCUUCUGUCCAUUUGUUUUGUAUAUCAUUGUUUGCAAAGUAUUUCCUCCAGGCAAUCUAGGUGUUAGUGACAAGGAAGACUACUUUAAUGCUUUCACUCCAAAAGAGCGUGAAGAGUUGGAAAUGGAUCCAUCCGAGGUAAUCGAAGGAAUUGAAGAAGAAAAGGAGAACGUUGAUUUAAACUCUUCUCUUAAGAAACAAGACGUCAAUAAUGUGAUAUAUGAGGUUUAA
Priceomyces carsonii is the source of this 1689-nucleotide messenger RNA. RefSeq names its product nucleobase cation symporter-1 family protein. Gene Ontology annotation, biological process: transmembrane transport; nucleobase transport. The transcript has a single exon. Bases 1 to 1689 code for a protein of 562 amino acids. The record is from RefSeq and is a predicted model, not a curated record. Lineage: Eukaryota; Fungi; Ascomycota; Pichiomycetes; Serinales; Debaryomycetaceae. Gene Ontology annotation, molecular function: nucleobase transmembrane transporter activity. Gene Ontology annotation, cellular component: plasma membrane.